CCUCAUGUACUGCUAUUAGAAGUUGAUAGUUAUACAACAACUUAACGACCCCACGGUUAGAUGCUGGCUUAAAACCAGCUUAUGAAGAUUAGUAGUUCUGGUGGUGAAUUGUCGCAGUAAGCACCAAAGUGCCCUUCUCUGUUAUGGCGCCUUUGCGCAUGCGCUAUUCAUUACCUGCCUCGCCCUCAGCCUUUGCGUUUGUUUAGCUCAGAUGGUUACAAGAGCAUCGAUGACUGCGAUGGUGAGACGGUUGUGGCUGAUGCCGCCAUUGACUUCUAGUGCCGUUGCAGUCUCUGUUGCUGCUGCUGCCGCGGAUGUUUGUCAACUGUCAGAACUUAAGAACACCAGCUGAUCGCUGGGGCGCCAAAAAGGUGAAAAUUCUCGCUUAUUUCUCGAGCGACCAGCGUACGAUAAGGUAGUAGAUAGCCCGUAAACGGCAGAACAAGGAUCAGACCCUUCAGAAUGGGUCGCAGAUUGGACCGAACCACAAAAGUUCUGUUGGCCCUUCGAGUCGCAUCGGUGUUGGUCCCACAAUAUGGCUACAUACAUGCCGAUGAAUUCUUCCAGUCCACGGAAAUCAGUUCUGGCGAUAUUCUUGGCACGGACGCAUACCGACCAUGGGAAUUUACAUCUUCAAGACCCAUCCGAAGUGCGGCCUUCGUUCACCUCUUUGCAUUCGUACCUUACCAGCUGUUGCGAAUCGUUGAACAUACGCCCUACUUGAGGCUGGUUCUGCCUCGCUUGGUCGCUUGCACUUUGUCCUUUCUAGUCGACGCAGUAGCCUUUCGAAUAAAGGGGCUUGCCGCUGUUAAGGUGACAGCCUCGUCAUAUCUGGCUUUCACUUAUUUUACCCGAACGUUUAGCAACCUAACUGAGACAAUUCUCUUUAGUUUGUUGCUAUUAAUGUCUGUCUCAACUGUCAAAACUGUUUGCGUAAAGGUUUCCACAGCAGCUCGGGAUAACGCCUGUACAACGGAAGCCAAUGGCAAAGGUGAAAAGAAGGACACUGGGAAAAAGGAGGCCAAAAAAGGCACUAAAGUUAAGAAUGUGUUAAUGAAUACCAAGGGCGGGGCUGAGCAGACAGAAAUGGCUGAAAUGGAAGUCUGCAAAUUUGUCAAGCAAUCGCCGGACUCCUGCCUAUUUCUCUAUGCCAGUAUAAUCUCGGCGGGGGUCUUCAACAGGCCGACGUUUAUCUGCUUUGCUAUCAUGCCUAUCGUUCAUCGGUUCUGGAAGACAACGUUCGCGAACUUUAUCGGAAGUUGUGUACGUCUUGCAAUAUUGGCUUUGCCAGCAGCCACUGUAUUCGUUAUCUUGGAUUCAGUCUAUUAUAGAGGUUUAGCAGAAUGUUUAGCCGAUCCGCUCGGUAGCGUGGUAGUGACUCCGUUCAAUUUCCUAUUGUACAAUAGCAAACCUAGCAACCUAACCAAUCACGGACUUCAUCCGCGGUGGCUCCAUUUGCUGGUGAAUAUCCCAAUUAUCUUCGGCGCUCACUCCUUGUUCUUUUACUGCGAUUUCUAUAGGCUGAUUCGCAGACCAGUAGCUUUUGAUGCCGACUCAAGGUUUCUUCUCAACUGUAUGAUAGUUCCGACCACAUUGUUGUCACUAUUUCCACAUCAGGAGCCCCGAUUUCUCCUGCCGCUUGUGCUCCCAUUUGCGCUUCUGCACGCGCAGAAGGUGUUUCGCUCAUCAAGGUCAAGAUUCUUUUGGUACUCGUUCAACUUCUUUCUAUCAAUAUUUUUUGGGUUCUUACAUCAAGCCUCCGUGGUGCCAACGCAAAUGUAUUCAGGGAUCAAGGGCAAAGUCAUAUAUUAUCAGACAUAUAUGCCCCCUAGGCACCUGAGUCCUGUUUUUGAGCGAAGAAUUGUCGUCGAUCUAAAGGAGAUCCCAUUGGCCGGCCUCGAGGCCACUCUUCGCAAACACCACGAGGGGUACCUAGUUUAUCCAUCAGGAGCUGAAAGCGUUGUAGCGACUGCUUUGCAAAACGCCGUUUGUUCGGUCAAAGAUGGCACGGCUUUGUGGCCGCACUUCGCCACUGAAUUUCUGCUUUCGGCCUGGCGGACGUGCAGUUUCGACCUUAACUGUCUAUUUCUCGACUCGAUGGUACUGAACCGAAUGCGCUUCCUCUGUGAAUCCGUUUUGUAACGACGUCGUCUAAAAUGAGAGAUCUGCACACCAACGUGUAGGCAAAUCUACAUCCGCUUAAAUAAAAAUGUUUGCUUGACAUUUGUGUGUAUGUAUAAUGCGUGCAUCUUACUCUAUCUAAAAAGACCGCGCUUGCGAAAAAAAAAAAUCAAGAAGUGAGAAUGUGUGCCAUCAAUGGAGAAGGCAAUUAUCGACCACAUAUAGCCACACAUAGAUAAACUGCUAGUUGAAUUGAAUCGUUUGAAAAAUACGUGUGACAAAAACACCAGCUUGUAGGUGUGUAAGUAUACGCCUCUAUAUUAGAGCGCGACUGUCUGUCUAUGUUGAGUAUUGUCAAUUAAAGCCGUACAAUAGUCAACUAUUACCGAAUUUAACAAAUGCGUCUUCGUAUUUGUUCUUGUUUUUUGUCAUUUUUAUCGGUAUGCGUUAUUAAGAAUAAUUUUAUUUUGUAAACGUAGUCUGCUUUGCCAUUCGCUAUUAAUUUAGUGCUAAAUGGAAAUGUGUUUAAAAAUGGACCGGUUAAAUUUCAUCAAGGAGUACGCGCCUACUGCCUCUUCGGGGAGAUAGUCUACCGGUAGAGCUUAUUCAUUAAUUGUUUUCACCUUUUUUCAAUUGUGCUUCAAAAUGAAGCGCAAAAAAUUAAUUAAAGAAUAGCAAUACUUUAUUGAGAUCCAUUUAUUGGCAUACAAUCAGUGUGGUGAGGGAUUUAUAAAUCUUUUACUACUGGCCGUUUAGCAGUUAAAUUUGAUCAGCCCGAGCAGAGUUUCACCUUCUUAUCCACUACAAAUAAGUUUCAAUUAAACCUUUAUAAGAGUAUACAUGCUGAAAAAAUUUAGUUCUAGCAGAAAAAUAACCGAGAGAUCUGAAACAAAGGUUUGGUAUGUAGGACAAAGACACAGAUUUGAGAAACUAACACGUUAUCUCAAUUUCGAAUAGUCACGGAUUGACAGCAAUGGCAUUUCAUUUAAGGUAAAAAGGAAGUAGUAGAAUGUUUGAUACGUUUAAGUGUGGUAUAAAUAUAUGUCACAUGAUGUAAACGAAAUCAUCGGCAACAUUCAGUGUAAGUUCCAUUCUAUUUAACUUACUCAUAAUGAAAAUAUAAUUUAGAAGAAAAAAACUAGAUGUUUUCGUGCUAACACCGUUAGCUCUCGUUGCAUAUGCAUAAUUAUUUGAGUAUCAACGCUAAAUUUAUAUUCGACAUAACCGAAGUUAUUACUAUUCAAAAAUAAGAACAUAUAGGUCUACUUCGUGAAUUGAAGAAAAUCACUUGGAAAUAUGACUUAGGUUUGUAACAGAAGACGCCAUUUUAGGCUUUUUUUUUUUAUGCGUUCUGUGCUUUAAGACUGUACAAGCGCGCUUUUUAAACAAAUAGUUAAGAAGUAAACUAGUUAAGUCAUAUUAGCAAGCCAACAGCAAUAUGGCGUUAGGCUGUGAUCUCCAUCCAUAUGGCCCUGUAAAACAUUAGUCAUAUCACAUAGCUUACUGAA
Molecule: messenger RNA, 3629 nt
Organism: Varroa destructor (honeybee mite)
Lineage: Eukaryota; Metazoa; Arthropoda; Arachnida; Mesostigmata; Varroidae
Gene: PIG-Z
Product: phosphatidylinositol glycan anchor biosynthesis class Z
Biological process (GO): GPI anchor biosynthetic process
Cellular component (GO): endoplasmic reticulum membrane
Molecular function (GO): alpha-1,2-mannosyltransferase activity
Source: RefSeq, a predicted model, not a curated record